AUGGCGGCGAUGACAGGCGCCUUGUCUCGUCAGGCAGCAUUCGAACUCGCAGUAAACACAGCGCUGAAUGACUUCCCAAACGUGGAGGCCAUACGUGAAGAGCAGAGAAACUGUUUGAAACACCUAAUCGACGGGAUCGAUGUGUUCGCAAUUUUACCGACCGGGUUUGGAAAAAGUCUCAUCUUCCAGCUUUUUCCUCGAAUAAAGCGUGCUUUGGAAAGAAGGCAGGAGGGAAUGCCAUAUACGAUUGUUGUGGUAACUCCGUUGACUGCCAUCAUGAAAGACCAAGUAGAACAUUUGAACAAAAUCGGAGUAGCGGCUGCAAUGAUAGGCGAAGAUAUGGAUGAAGCCGUUAAAAGUGGAAGCUAUGAAAUUGUAUAUGGAAGUCCCGAAUCGUGGUUGUCGAAGGAAUGGACCAAAGAACUUCAGGAAGGAAAGCUUGGAAAGCAAGUUGCAGCUAUCGCUAUUGACGAGGUUCACUCAAUCACCGAAUGGUAAAUUUUCCGUUCAAUUGUUGUGCAUUUUCAUUGCUCGAGUUCACGAUCUGUAUUGAAACGGCUUUCUAUCGAAACGAGCGGUAUUUGUCUGUCACUUUAAUCAAAAUUUUUGUCACGUACAACCUGAAGCCGUCUUAAACUAAAGAUUACAUGAAUAAUUCUCUCGCUAUCUACUGUCCGAAAGUCUUAGUUUUUAGUGACAUUAGGUAUACAUACUAUUAAUUUUUUGUUCAGAGAAAUUUUGAUUUAUUCGCAAGAAAUAAUGUUUGAACCAUGCAAUAAAUGUAUGGGCAUGUAGGUGAAUCUCACCAUUGCAUUUAAAUUGUCUAAUGUCCUUUACUUUACGAGUGGUUGUCAAAAAUAUUCUCUUGCUUUAUAUAGGGGGAUGUCAGAAGGAAGAAAAAAAAAAGAAAGAUCCUUUCCGAGAAGCAUUUUCAAGAGUGAAGGACCUAAGAUCUCAAUUACCAGGUGUUCCAGUGAUAGCUCUGACUGCUAGUGUAUUACUCAAGGAGAGACAAAAGUUAAUCAAGGCAAGUGGAAUGAUAAGUCCAGUUAUUGUUGAUGUGUCUCCGAACAAGGAAAACAUAACUUUGGAUUUCCUUGAAAUGAAGAAGGAGUCUUAUUCAGGAUCUAACCUUAAAUGGGUUGCUGACAUGAUUUCAACUCAUGGAAGACAAACACCUCAAACUAUUAUUUUUUGCAAGACAUUCAACAGCAUCUCCUUUGUUUUAAGCUAUUUGCUCAUGACUUUGCGUGGAAAAGCAUUUGUAGACUCUGAAGACAAGGGAAAAGUAAGCUUGAUUGGUGUGUAUCAUGCAAAAACAUGGGACAAGGAGAAAAGUGAAAUUGAACAUGAUUUUAAAGGAGAUGGUCUCAAAAGGGUUGUCAUUGCCACAUGUGCCCUUGGCAUGGGGGUGAACUUCCCUCAUGUCAGGUAUGUUAUACAGUAUGCCCCCCCAAACAGUUAA
Porites evermanni is the source of this 1465-nucleotide messenger RNA. The record is from the annotation of a GenBank genome assembly. Lineage: Eukaryota; Metazoa; Cnidaria; Anthozoa; Scleractinia; Poritidae.